UAGUGUUUAAUCAUGUUUAGGUUUGCACUUUUUUUUUUUUUUUAUCAUUCCUUUUAAUUUGGGCCUCAAUUCUUGUUUAUCCAAUUCUGGAAUCAAAAUGGUUCCUUUUCGUUUCUUUAAUGAUUUGUUCGUUUGCUUGGUUGCUGGGAGAGGGGGAGGAAUCAAUGAUAGGAUUUUUUAUUUGAAGGGGAAACGUUUGGUGAUGGAUUUGGGUUCUCAAUUUUCUUUUGUUGUUUUUACUUAAGCUUUCUCGGCAACCGAACAAGCUUUUAAUUUUAUAUUGAUAGGGAUCCAAUAAGCAAUGCUUAAUUUUGAAUUUUUUUUUAAUUAUUUUCACUUAAUUUUGAAUUUUUUUUUAAUUAUUUUCAUUAAGGGUGUUUUUUAAAUACUGAAAUUUUAGCAGUUGAAAGUGAUACUGUAAUAGUGAGAUACUGAGGAAGAUAAUUAUGGUGAAUUUUAUUUUAUUUUAUUUUUUUUGAAUUAGGGAUAUAAUCAUGGCCACUGCAACUAUGGCUACUGCAGCUGGUGCAGCUGCUCUUUUGUACUAUACAUUGAACCGUAAGUUACGGUCAAGUACCUCUCAUGAUGAUGACGAAAAUGAUAAUCUCAGUGUGCCCAGUAAUAUUCCUUUGGGAAUUGAACGAGUAUCGCAUAGGCUAAUUCAAGCCCCUGGCACAUGGUUGGAGACAAUCUCAACUUUGUCAGAGACGCUUAGGUUUACUUACUCUGAGACUCUAGGAAAGUGGCCCAUUGGGGACUUGGCAUUUGGGAUCAACUUUCUAUUAAAGAGGCAGGGGAACUUGCAUGUUGGCAGUGUGUUUGGUGGUGAAGAUAGCAUACAGCUGAAAGGAUCAGAAAUAACAAAUGAACUCAGAUAUCUUUUAAGCUUGCUGACCCUGUGUUGGCAUUUCUCCAAAAAGCCAUUUCCUUUAUUUUUGGAGGAGACAGGAUAUACUGAAGAAGAUGUUCUUCUUCAAGAACCUAAAGCAGGAAUAUUGAAGCCAGCUUUUACAAUUUUAGUUGAUCACAAGACAAAAUAUUUUCUCUUACUUAUUCGUGGUACACAUAGUAUCAAGGAUACUUUGACAGCUGUGACAGGAGCUGUCGUGCCAUUUCAUCAUAGUGUUGUGUAUGAGGGAGGAGUCAGCAACUUAGUUCUAGGUUAUGCACAUUGUGGGAUGGUUGCAGCUGCUAGGUGGAUUGCAAAACUUGCAACUCCUGUGCUUAAAAAGGCUCUUGGGCAAUAUCCUGAUUAUAAACUUAAGAUUGUAGGACAUUCAUUGGGUGGGGGCACCGCUGCUCUUUUAACAUAUGUAUUGCGGGAGCAGAAGGAAUUAUCGAUGACUAGCUGUGUUGCAUUUGCUCCAGCUGCUUGUAUGACAUGGGAAUUGGCUGAAUCUGGCAAUGAUUUCAUUACUUCUGUUAUAAAUGGAGCUGACUUAGUGCCUACAUUUUCAGCUGCUGCAGUAGAUGACCUGCGUGCAGAGGUGACAGCUUCUGCAUGGCUGAAUGAUUUGAGAAAUCAGAUUGAGCGCACAAGAAUUCUUAGUACUGUUUAUCGUUCUGCAUCAGCCUUGGGUUCCCGGCUUCCAUCCAUUUCAAGUGCUAGAGCGAAGGUUGCUGGGGCAGGAGCAAUUCUGCGUCCAGUUUCUAAUGGUACUCAGGUUGUGAUGAGGAGGGCCCAAAGCAUGGCUCAGGCAGCAUGGACAACCCGUCCUUCUCUUCGCCUAUCUUCAUGGUCAUGCAUUGGUCCCCGUCAUCGAGGUGCAACUGCAUGUUCCAACUCAGCAGAUGGAAGUUCACCUACAUCUUCCCACAGAGUAGACACUUCUGAGCCUCUUAUAUCUACCAAGAAUACCACAAGAGAGACCAUUGAACUUCCUGUAAGUUCUGGAGAAGCAGAAUGGACAUCAGAAAUUGAAUAUUUUUCAGAUGAGAUGCCUAAACACAUGGAUGUAGAUGCUCAUCUUGAUGGUGGUGAGGACUUUAGGAGUAAUACACAUGAAGACCAAAUGAAUGAAAUUGAAUUGUGGAAACAACUUGAGCAUGAGCUUUAUGAUCGAGCAGAUGGCGAGGAUGCUGAUGUGGCAAAGGAAAUAAGGGAAGAAGAGGCAGUGGCCAUGGCGGAGGUAGGUGAGAGCGAGUCUGAAAGCACUGCUCAAGAAACUAAGGAAGUGCACAGAUUCUUUCCUCCAGGAAAGAUCAUGCACAUUGUUACCCUUCAACUUGAUAGUGCAGAGCCAGAGAGUGAAGGUGAUUCCCCUUCCAGCAGCGAUUCAGAAAAUACCCAGUCACUGGGCGAAGCUAAAGUUGGGAUUUUCGUCACCCCAAGAUCUCUUUAUAGUAAACUGAGGCUUUCCCAAACUAUGAUUAGUGAUCACUUGAUGCCUGUCUAUAGGAGACAGAUUGAAAAACUAAUUAAAGAACUCGAGCAAGAAGCAACUAAUGAUAACCAUUAUAGCAGUGAGACGGUAGUGUUAUAGGGAAAUGAUCAUUCAUUCACAUGGGAAUCAUUAUGAUACGGAAAAUGGAUUUUGACAUCUUACAUAUCUGAAGUGGAAAUGCUUUUUGAUUUCUCAUUGAUCUUGACCAUCGAUGGGUACCAGCACUUUCAUUUCAAUCUUUUGUGAAGCCAUUUGGCUUGUGAAUGGACUUGAUUAAUUGCAUUUCUGCGAGUUAGUGUU
Hevea brasiliensis (rubber tree) is the source of this 2684-nucleotide messenger RNA. RefSeq lists its product as uncharacterized. Gene Ontology annotation, biological process: lipid catabolic process. The transcript has 7 exons. NCBI's taxonomy places the organism in Eukaryota, Viridiplantae, Streptophyta, Magnoliopsida, Malpighiales, Euphorbiaceae. The coding region runs from base 495 to 2483 and encodes 662 amino acids. The record is from RefSeq and is a predicted model, not a curated record.